AUGGAUUCACGAACCAAACGCUUUAUUCUCACUAUCGCCAUACUCGCGGUUGUCGGCGGAUUAGGUGCCAUCUGGGUUAACCUGUAUCCCGACUUCCUAUGGUUUAAGGUAGUGGACUAUUUCAGCGUUUACACUAAAAUUCUUACAACAAAAAUUUUCAUCGGUGUAAUUGUAGCGGGUUGCUAUUUGGCAAUCCUCUUGACGAACCUUGCCCUGAUUUAUCGAUUCACACCAGCACAUCUCAGUCCCUCUUUUAUGGGGGGGGCAGAUUUCCUGGGCGAUGCCGCAAACAAUCCCGGUGAUACGCGAAAACUGGUUUACGGUGGGCUCACACUCCUUGCGGUUCUUUUUAGUGUCAUGAUGGGCUACGCAGCCAGUGACCGAUGGGAGAUCUAUCUGCGCUACACCAAUGCCGAGAAUCUCGCUUUCCGUGCCGCCGCUCCUAUUGUCGUAGAAGAAAAUUUCAAUUCUGCCGAAAUUCCUGUUUCGCAACUCGAACUCCAAGCUAAAAAUAUAAAGGUCGGGGAUCAGAUAAGCGUCCAGGUGGACGGUACAAGUCAGGAUGCACGGGUUGAAGCAAUUUUGGAUAACGCCAUCCGUUUAAAUACGCCUGUUCAAAUUGAAUUGGGGCAGAAAGCGUUCUUCAUGUCUCCUGCGCGCGAUCCUAUCUUUGAUAAGGAUGUCGCCUACUACAUUUUCAGGAUGCCAGCGGAGCGUUAUGUUUGUGGGACGCUUUUCGGGGUCUUUAUGUUAGUGACGAUAUUUGCAAUCGUCAUCUACUUUUUUCACGGGCUAAUCACGGGAGAUACCAGUCAGUUUCGGUUCCGUCCACCUUUCAACGUGAAAGCACAUUUGUUCACUCUGGUGGGUCUGACACUCCUAUUCCGAGCAUGGAACUACCGCUUUGCUAUGUUUGAUCUGCUCUAUACCACAAACGAUAUUGUUCGUGGUGGUGGCGGGUAUGCCGCAAUGAAGGCACGACUCCCCAUAUUGUACUUCUUGAUUGGACUUACAGUUCUGUGUGCUCUCAUUUUCAUCAUUAGUAUCUUCUUACAACGCAACACUUUAGCUUUUGGCGGGCUCGCUGUGUUUUUGAUUGCUGGAUUCCUCGGGCAAAUCUACCCCGUUGCUAUACAGAGAUGGCAGGUUGAACCCAGAAAACAGGUAUUAGAGGCAGACUAUAUCAACUACAACAUCAAAGCGACACUUCAAGCUUACGGCUUGGCUGAGAACACCGUGACAGAAGAAGAAUAUCCGCUGAUAGAACAACUCAGUUAUGAUGACAUAAGGAGUCCUGAAAACGCUUCUGUUUUCAAUAGCAUUCGUCUCUGGGAUUGGCGGCCCUUGCGCAGAACUUUCCGACAACUCCAGGAAUUGCGGUCACAAUAUGAUUUCAACGAUGUCGAUAUCGAUCGCUAUGUCGUUGAUGGUGAGAUUCGACAGGUGAUGCUCUCUGGACGAGAACUCAAUAUCAACGAACUCCCUGCCGAAAUCAGAAAUGACUGGUAUAAGCAAACCUAUACCUACACGCACGGAUAUGGUGCUGUUGUGAGUCCGGUUAACGAAAUUAAUAACGGCAAACCUAACAUGUACAUUAAAGGAUUGCCACCCAUUGACUAUACGGAGCAGUGGCAACAUCGGUUCAGCGAAACACCGGGACCCCGUAUCUAUUAUGGUGAACGUACGGAUCGCUAUGUGAUCGUACAUCCAGAACGGAGCGAAGGACUUGAGUUUGACUAUCCGCAGGAGGGACAACAAUACGCCGAAUAUGCGUAUCAAGGAAAGGGUGGCGUACAACUGAGCUCUUUCUGGCGCAAGAUGGUAUAUAUGCUGAAGUUCAAUAACGAAAUUAACUUCGUGCUACCGGGUGAAAUUUCAUCGGAAAGUCGAAUCCUCUACGAACGAAACAUCAAAAGCCGGAUCCAAAAAAUCGCGCCCUUCUUACGGUACGAUGGGGAUCCUUACAUAAUUAUUCAUGACGGCAGGUUGAUUUGGAUGAUUGAUGCUUAUACCAUCACACACCGCUAUCCUUAUUCCGUUUCAAUGCGAGAGUUCGUCAGUGAGAGAAGACAACAGAUUUCAGAUACGCAGCGAGACGGUGAACCGUGGGGAAACUAUAUCCGAAAUUCUGUUAAAGUCGUUGUUGAUGCUUACGAUGGCACUGUCGAUUUUUACAUUAUGGAGCGAGAACAGGAUCCGAUCGCGGAAUGUUAUCGAAAGAUCUUCCCGAAUCUUUUCAAGCCGUUUGAGGAGAUGCCGGAUGAACUCAAGGCGCAUAUCCGAUACCCGACAUCUAUGUUCCUUAUCCAAGCUCGUGUCUAUCAGAAUUAUCACAUGAAAGACCCGGUGACCUUUUACGCGGGCGAGGAUAAAUGGGAGAUAGGCAAAGAACUUUAUGACAAUACAGAUGCCCAAACUCGACAAGCUGCUUCUCCGCAGCCAAGGAGUCCCUUCGCACCGCAGCCAGUAGCCCAAAGUUCCGGAGCAAAUGGACAACCGGUUGAACCCGUAUUAUGUCAUCAUCAGACCGCCGGGACGCGAGGAAUCGGAAUUUAUGUUGAUGUUGCCCUUCACACCGCUCAACAAACCGAAUCUCACUGCAUGGCUCGCUGCCCGAUGCGACUUGCCCCAAUACGGGCAGCUCCUUGUUUACCGGUUCCCGAAAGGGAAACAGGUCGCAGGACCGAUGCAAGUAGAGAACUUUAUUAG
Messenger RNA from Geodia barretti, 2709 nucleotides. The record is from the annotation of a GenBank genome assembly. NCBI's taxonomy places the organism in Eukaryota, Metazoa, Porifera, Demospongiae, Tetractinellida, Geodiidae.